Yamadazyma tenuis ATCC 10573 is the source of this 5198-nucleotide messenger RNA. NCBI's taxonomy places the organism in Eukaryota, Fungi, Ascomycota, Pichiomycetes, Serinales, Debaryomycetaceae. The record is from RefSeq and is a predicted model, not a curated record.
UGGAUACUUUUGACACUUGAGAUAAUAGCGAUCUAUUGUUUUUGCUUCACAUUGAUGUGUGUCCGUUUAUUUGUUUAUUUCAAAACCUUCCAACUUAGGGAAGAUGUAUAUGAAUACUUGGAUUAUAAAACCACUUUCCCUGGCCACUUUCCAUUGGAAUAUAAGCAGUAAGCAAACUUGUUGGGUUCAUUCGGGUGCGAUGAUUCCAAGUAUAGCACAAUUGAUUGUUAUGAAGUGUUAAAAGAAAUAUCUAGUCUUUUUGGUCCCAAGGUGGUGCAGUUUGUUCUCUCAAUGCCCAUGGUAGCUUACAAAAUUGAAGACAUCGAAACUCUUCCUUUUUCAGCCAGGCAAAGUUUCGAUCCAUUUAGUAACGAAUUAAGACCUGAUGUGAACCCGGUUUUAGUCACUGAAAUCCCUUACAAUGAUAUCAAGGAAACAUUGCACUCUUUUGUUCACGAUACAAGACGUAGAGGGUGAUAUGUCUAAGGAAUCAAUGAAAGCUAUUGUACACAAUUGUUCCUGGGUUGUAAAGAUGACCUUUCAUAUGUAUUCUAUCACGAUGUUGUCAGGGAAAUCUGUUCUUUUCUUAACUUGAGAGUAAACCGCAAAGAUCCUUUGCACACUGAAAACUCUCCAUUGGUACCAGCUAAUAUGUGUAUCAGGGACAUAUUGACUCCAGAUUUUACCGUCUAUGAUGGGGAUAAUAUUUUGUGUGUGAGUUUGAUGAAAAAUCCUGCGUUAUUACCUCUAGAAUAAUGGGCCCAUUUAACAUCCGAAUCGCUGUGCUCAGAUGACAUAGGAGGAAAAGUAAAACAGCUCCAAUCGUAUAUGAUAGCUGCCUCCGUGAGGAACGGAAUCUUGUGUGAUGAGUACCACUUGAUUCUUAUCGAAUUCAAUAGGAAUUUCGAUGACUAUAAACCUAACACAAAUUUUGAAGAGCCCCAGCCUAAGCCAAAAGAACAAACAGUGGCCAGAUGAAGAAACUAAAGCUCACAGGUACGCCAAAGCUUGGUAUUGCCUUCAAAUCAAGAAUUUUGAAUGUGCACAGUAGUUGUCCAACAUUCUUUGAAGGUUUAAUCUACAUUCUUCAGAAGGCGAAGCAGAAUAAUGAGGGCACUGAAGCUUUCAAGUUUUACCAAAAUUUACCGGCUCCGUUGGUGUCGGUAGAGAAUCCAAUGAGAGCAGUUGAGCAGGUUGAAGAUUUGGCUCGGAGUCGGUAUGGCCUUAUCCUUAGGCCUAAAAUUCUUGACAACUGUAAAACUCUAAGUCCUGACCCAUAUACCCACCACCAGUCAGAGGUCAAAUGGCUAACUUACAACUCGGGGGCAGAGUUGUUGCAUCUGUCGAAAUCUUGUCUAACGUCACUCUAUAAAGUGAAAGCCGGGUAUUUGAAGGAUGUCAUUCUAGAUGAUACCAACGACCAUGAAUAUGUGGUUGUGAAAAUCUAUAAUCCCACUCGUUAUGACGUAAGGAACGAUAAUGAGUUUGCCCAACAUUGGGUUUGGGAGCACUAUUGCCAAGAAAUGCAUGCAAUUGAACGGCUUUUGAAUUCUGAAGAGUAUAAUAACGUUUACUUGAGACAUAUGGAUAUUGAAGUCCAGUACCACCGAGGCUAUGGGGAAGUGAUAAAAGGUUAUGCCAUUAUAUCAAGGUUUAUCCAAUCCGAAUAGAUUCCAGAUACUUUGGAAGUUUAUAACCAAGCGAAGCAGCAACUCGAGGCUAUUCACCAAGCUGGGGUUACUCAUGGUGAUAUUGAAACGCUGCAUUUAUUGUUUGCAGACAAAGUCUAUUUUAUUGACUUUAGCUACUCAAGGAUGAUAAAUAACGCUGAUGUCGAUAGACCGAGCUGUUGGAUGGAGGUUAAUUUCGACCAUUUACGUUGUCUGUUUCGGGAAGUUUUUGGAGACAUCUAGAAGAGUUGGUAUUUUGUUUAUAGGUAGGUGACUUAAUGUUUACAAGUUCGCUUGCAGGUGCAACAGAGAACGCUGAUUGUGCCUGAUAGGACGAUGCACACCCUGGUAGAUUUGUUCUUUAAUUGGAACAGGAAACUUUCCUCCGUCGAUUCGGUCGAGGUGCAGAAUUGCUCAGAAUAACGUAGUUUUGGUAUAAGUCCGCUCAAGAUCCGAAAGCCUCCCGCGUACUCAACCACUGAAAACGGUAGUACCGAUUACCCGAUUUUCAAGUCUUGGCUUUCCUAAGCCGCUAGAAUCCACGCAUAGACUGCCCCCUCAGCCCACGACAAAUGACAUUGAAUUCAACAUACCCUCAGAGUGGGUGUUAGCCUUUAGUGUUUCUGCCUUACCAAUUUAACAUUUCAGCCCACUGGGGCUUCUGAGGCUUCUGAGUCCAUCGUUCCCAAUCGCUUUGUAUGACAUAUAACUCUUUUUUAUGAAAGAUCCCCCCGGCAGCCAGAUGCAGAGUUGCCGGUGAAAACGAUUGACGUAACAGUGCACAAAACGCCUGUUUCUGCACAGUAGCCUUUCUGCCAUUACAUAUGUGGUAAGUAACAACUGCACCCGAGCUCCGGUCUUGGGCCCCCGCCAAUCAAAAGGCGACCCACCCCCCAAAGUUUAUUCGCACGCCUCACUUCCGACAGGCAGAUCAAAAGGCGGCCAUUGGGGGAGGUCCCAGUGACAACCAUAGCAAAUGGUGAUACCAGUCCCACCGCGCCUGCCAACCACCUUUACCGUACCUUGUGCCUACCAGUGCCAAGCCCACCUAUCAAACUUGACUGGCGAAAAUAAACCUAACAAUAAGUACAGUUUCACAAACCUUAGCGAGCAUCUCAACCAAUGAAACGGCAGCGGCUUGCCACGAAAAAUUUUGCACGCAGUGACAGCGAUACGCAUAUUGACAUGAUUUUGACGGCCAUUUGAAUUCCAUAUAGCUGUCUCCAUGCUUCAGGUGGCAAGGUCAAUGACAGUGUAUGCAGUGGAAUGGGUGCUAUAUCCCAAACAUCCACCAGCUUCCCCCUCUCAAAUCGCCACAAAACUGGCUGGCCUAUCAAAUUCAUGCUGAACGCCCAAUAAUAUUAUGCAAAAAUAAAACGAAAAAUAAUUAUCAGAUUAAUCAAUGUGACAAAAAUGGCAUCCCUGGUCAAAUUUCUCCAUUGGCUAAAAUUAAUGGAAAAUCCUCCUUUGGAUAUUGUAAAACUCACUACUGGAAUUAUACCGCCAAUUAUGUGGAUGCUAACCCUGAUGGAGUGUUCACCAGAAGGGCCCUUACUUUGAACGGGGAAUGGCCUCCUCCUGUGUUACGGGUAGGAAAAGGUGAUCGGGUAGUGUUUAACUUGACCAAUGGGUUGGAAGACCAAAAUACCACCAUGCAUUUCCACGGAUUAUUUCAACCAGGAAGUGCUCAAAUGGAUGGUCCUGAAAUGGUAACUCAAUGUCCAAUUCCCCCAGGUGCUCACUUUGUGUACAACUUUACCGUUGGUGAUCAGGUGGGUACAUUUUGGUACCAUUCCCAUACGGCUGGUCAGCUUGGUGAUGGUCUCAGAGGGGUUUUUGUCAUUGAAGACGACGAAUAUCCAUUUGACUUUGAUGAAGAAAUCACUCUUACAAUUGCCGAUUGGUACCAUAAGAGCAGUGAUGAACUUUCCAAGUCUUUUAUGAGCUUGUACAACCCUACCGGAGCUGAGCCCAUUCCGCAGAACUUUUUGGUCAACGACACCACCAACUUUACUUGGAAUAUCGAACCCAAUAAGACCUACUUUGUCAGAAUCGUCAAUGUGGGUGCGUUUGUGUCGCAGUAUCUUUAUAUGGACGACCACGAGUUUGAAAUUGUCGAGGUGGAUGGAAUUUACGUCAACCCCAACACCACCGAUAUGCUUUACAUCACCGUGGCCCAACGUUACGGGGUGUUGAUUAGAACCAAGAGCAAUACUGAUAAGAACUAUGCCUUUAUGUCGGCCGUGGACCAGGAUUUGUUGGAUAAAAUUCCAAAAGACUUGGUAUUGAAUCAAACCAGUGUCCUUGUAUAUGACGAGAAUAACGAUACCCCUGAUCAAUAUUACGUGGAUGCCUGGGACUUUUUCGACGACUUUUACUUGUCUCCUUACAACAAUGAAACUCUUUACGAAGACCCUGACUUGACGGUCACGGUGGACGUGGUUAUGGCAAACUUGGGUAACGGUGUCAACUAUGCUUUCUUCAACAACAUCAGUUAUGUUACACCAAAGGUUCCAACCUUGUUGACACUUUUGUCCGCCGGAGACGAUGCUACCAACGCUCUUAUCUACGGUACCAACACCCAUACUUAUGUGUUGCAAAAAGACGACAUUGUUGACAUUGUCGUCAAUAACCAGGAUACCGGUAAGCAUCCGUUCCACUUGCACGGACAUGUUUUCCAGGUAAUUUCCAGAGGUGAAGGAGUCCCUGAUACCCUGUCUCCAGUGGCGUUCGAUGCUGACUCGAUGUCCGAAUUUCCUGAAUAUCCAGUGUUGAGAGACGUUGUGUACGUCAACCCUCAAUCGUACAUGGUUUUGAGAUUCAAGGCCGACCAUCCUGGUGUUUGGUUUUUCCACUGUCAUAUCGAAUGGCAUUUGCGUCAAGGUUUGGCCCUUCAAUUUGUGGAGGCUCCAGAAGACAUUCUUAAUGAUUCUCGCCAGACCCUUACAGACAACCAUAAGGAUGUUUGUGAUAAGGUUGGAGUGUCAUGGAAGGGUAAUGCUGCUGAUAAUGACAAGGACUUUACCGACUUGACAAACCAGAAUGUCCAGGUCAAGCCCUUACCUGCUGGUUUCACUGCCAGAGGUAUUGUGGCCUUGGUAUUCUCGUGUAUCUCUGCCUUCUUGGGUCUUGUGGCCAUCGCUAUCUACGGGGUGGCUGACAUCAAGAACAUUGAACAGAAGGUGGUAGAAGACAUGGGAUUGGACAUUUCUGAGUUCAAGGAAGAUGGUGUCGAAGGUGAAGUCAAACUGGCCGUCAAUAAGCAAUGUGCUUACUUUUUAAUUUGCUGAAUUCUUUCGCUUAACAUCGAUAACAAUGGGGUACCAGUGAUGCUUUUAGGGUUUCGUGGAUGUUGAUUUUGGAUAAAAUUAAUAAUGUGUGUGUGAAAUACUUCAACAUCUGUGGCCUUUGCUAUGUCCAAAAGCACCUGGUACUUUGUUUUGAUCGAUUCUUUUUGUAUUAACGAUCCCCAACGAAAUAGCUCGACUCUCCUCCCCCCUAAUAUAUACGCCCAAUAUCUGCUGUAAA